Molecule: messenger RNA, 3819 nt
Organism: Morone saxatilis (striped sea-bass)
Lineage: Eukaryota; Metazoa; Chordata; Actinopteri; Moronidae
Gene: prickle2b
Product: prickle homolog 2b
Exons: 8
Coding region: 553-3189 (878 amino acids)
Molecular function (GO): zinc ion binding
Source: RefSeq, a predicted model, not a curated record
UUCAGAGGGUCGCUCAGCAGCCAGCGGAGCAGCUCCAGCGCCUUUACGCACCGAAAGUCCUCCCGGAUCUCCACUCCGAGCAGCAGCCCCGCGUCCCAACGGAGAUUUCUGUUUUAUUCAUCUGGAUUCCACAACCUCUCGGCGGAGUCUGCGCUCCUGUUUGGAUCUGUAAAAGUGGGAUCAGAUUGUUGUUGUUUUUUUACGCACUCUUUAAGUUGGCUCCUCGUCUACAGCUUUGUCCUCGUUUGCUGAAUUCCUGAGUGUGUUUGCGGAGAGCAGGGGCUUGACAAAAGCCUUUUAAACGGAGGGGGUAAAUGUAGCGGAGGGGUGCAGGCACCACGCAGCGGGCGAGAGUUUGUGUGUUUUCGUGGCAGUGAGGCUGUGGCGUUGGAGUUGGGUAACAAAUUCUGCAAUGAGGAAGACGUGUUUUAAAAGCCGCACAACCGCAACCAGCGCCGAGGUCAGGGCUAUGGCUUCCCUCCGCCGCAGUUUGUAAGAAGGAAGAUCUGUGUGCACUGUAAGUGUCGUCGUGAGGAGCAUGCAGUGACAGCCAUGCCUGUAGAGAUGGAGAAGACGGUCACCAAGCUGAUGUACGACUUCCAGAGGAACUCUACCUCAGACGACGACUCGGGCUGCGCCCUGGAGGAGUACGCCUGGGUACCACCAGGACUCAAACCUGAACAGGUUCAUCAGUACUACAGCUCCUUGCCUGAGGACAAGGUGCCCUACGUGAACAGCCCGGGAGAGAAAUACCGCAUCAAACAGCUGCUCCAUCAGCUCCCGCCUCAUGACAAUGAGGUCCGCUACUGCAACAGUCUGGAUGAUGAGGAGAAGCGAGAACUGAAGCUCUUCAGUAACCAACGGAAGCGGGAGAACCUGGGCCGCGGCAAUGUCCGGCCAUUCCCUGUGACGAUGACUGGCGCGAUCUGCGAACAGUGUGGAGGCCAGAUAAAUGGCGGCGACAUUGCUGUAUUUGCGUCACGGGCAGGUCAUGGCGUGUGUUGGCAUCCGGCCUGCUUCGUGUGCAGCAUGUGUAACGAGCUCCUGGUGGACCUCAUCUACUUCUACCAGGACGGGAAAAUCUACUGCGGCCGACACCACGCCGAGAGGCUGAAGCCACGCUGCACCGCCUGUGAUGAGAUCAUCCUAGCGGAUGAGUGCACUGAGGCAGAGGGGCGUCACUGGCACAUGAAGCACUUCUGCUGUUUCGAGUGCGAGACUGUGCUGGGGGGCCAGCGCUACAUCAUGAAGGAGGGACGGCCCUACUGCUGCUCUUGCUUCGAGUCCCUCUACGCAGAGUACUGCGACUCCUGCGGGGAACAUAUUGGCAUCGACCAAGGCCAGAUGACAUACGAUGGGCAGCACUGGCACGCCACAGAGGGCUGCUUUUGCUGCGCCCGCUGCAAACGCUCUCUGCUGGGUCGGCCUUUCCUGCCCAAGCAGGGCCAAAUCUUCUGCUCACGCUCCUGCAGUCUGGGGGAGGAGCCCAAUGGCUCAGACUCCUCUGAUUCGGCCUUCCAAAGCGCUCGCUCCACCAGAGAGUCCAGACGCAGCUCCAAGACAGGAAAGAGUGGAGGAGGGGGGGGAGUGCAGACUGAAAGGUUUUCAGGGGAGGUGGACCCGCUGUCUUUACAAAUGGAUCUUCUGAGUCUCUCCAGCCAGACGCCCAGUUUGACUCGCGAGCCACCUGCCUGGCAGAGCCAAGAGCAAGCGGGUGAUGGCUAUAAUUAUGAAACCCAGUCAGACCCAACUAACAACCCCACCCCUCUUCAGCUCCUCAGCCAGUGCAAUGUCAGGACUACCUAUAACCCCACCUGCUCUGGACAGAGCAAUCAACAGCAGGAUCACAGGAUCAAGGAGAACGGAGGUUUGAAGAGACCACCCAUAUCAGCCAUGAAGGGCCACUCGUUCAAUGAGACAUGGUUUCAACAGCCAGCUCCAGAAGAGUACUAUCCACCCAAACUGAGAACCCAAAAGAGCUUUACAGAGGUGUCCAAUUGUUCUCAGCACCACAACGGCUUCUCCUCUGACAAGCGCUCAAUCAGUUUGCACGGCUUUCAGAGGGACAGGGACAGAGAUGCGGGGCCUGCAGCAGCUACCCAGGUGGCAAGAAGCAGAAAUCCCAUCAAUGCACUUAACUUCACUGAGCAAUUGACCCCUCUAGAGCAGACCCCAAGAGGAUCCAUGGAAUCCCUGGCCCUGUCCAAUGCUACAGGAAACUCAGCAGAUGGAGGAGGAAAGCGUCAGGAGCACCUUUCUCGUUUUUCCAUGCCGGACCUGAGCAAAGACUCUGGAAUGAACGUGUCAGAGAAAAGUAACAUGGGCACCCUGAACUCCUCAAUGCAGUUUCGUAGCUCUGAGUCCAUUCACAGCCUCACCGCCAAUCAGCCCUACAUGGAAAUGGAUCCUCCCAGGUCCUCUCAGUACCAAAUGCAGUACUGCAACCCCUCUGGCAUGGGUGUGGGUAUGGGUAUGACUCAUUUACCGCCUGGCUUUACCUUCCAGGAGGAAGACAGGGUAAGUUUGGUGAGCAGCGCCAACGCUGCUCGCUUGCCACCCAUUAGUGAGCGUAGGGUGGGUGGUGUCAGUGGUGGUGGAGGAGGAGCAGGUGGAGGAGGAAGGGGAGCAAGUAUUCGGAUAGAUGCACCGGAGGAGACUCCCCAGAGGCGCCGGCACCACCACCACCACCGGUCCCGGAGAUCUCGUCGGUCUCGUUCAGAAAACGCUCUCCACUUGGUGGCAGAGCGAAGGGCAAGACCUCAAGAAAGACCACAACUGCGUGUCCGUGAGGAUUAUGACCGUUUCCCACCACCAAGAAGUGCCAGGGACCAGUUUGGAAUAGGAGGAGGAGGGGGAAGAUACCAGCCCCAACUCUUCAGACAGUGCCCCAGAACCACUUCAGACCUGACUCUUCAGAAUCCCGGGGCUAGCCGACGCACUGGCUUGAACCAAUACUCCUGGGAUGAUUAUGAGGACGAUGACUGGUGCUCCACCUGCUCAUCAUCCUCCGAAUCAGAGGAUGAAGGUUACUUUCUCGGUGAGCCGAUCCCCAGACCUAUCCAGCUGCGCUACCUCAGUAACCAGGAGCUUGUCCAUAAGUACAACAACACAGGGAUGGGAGGACCCAACCGCAGUGGGCAGUUACACACCCGCAAACGCAGAAAAAGCAAGAACUGCAUUAUUUCCUAACAUCCUGAAGCUUGGCACAGUAAAUGACUCUUUGGCCAGCUUGUGUACUCCAUCUGGAACAAAAAAUAAAUAAAACUCACAGUCCAUUUAUUCAGUAUUGUUGAGUGUUGAAUAUCAUGUAAUUGAAAGUCAGUGGUAAAUUACAGUUGGUAAACAGUGAAAAAGCAACAGUGUUUGCAUGUUUGUUCAUUUUAAUGUUUCGGAAAAUCUCCUGAGUACUAAGGCUAACAGUUACAUGCGCAGUUUUAUCAAGUCACAAUGUUUCUCAAAAGCUGAUGUGCAAUUUUUUUUUCAUAACUUCAUUUCCAUGCAGCAAACAAGUGUGCAAGGUAGUCUAGCAGUUUAGCUUUUUCAUGCAAUGUGAUUUAGAUAUAGAAUAUACUGUACUAUUGUAUUCAGUUCAUAGUAUGUACAUAGAUAAAUGAAUUAAUAAUUUCACUUAAGUUAAGGAAGUCUGUGUAAAUAUGGUUGUAAAUGAGGCCUCACAUAUUUUUAUAUUUUGUAUGGAUAGAAUCAUUUAUGUAUUAAAUAUCUAUAAUGUAGAGAUAGAAAAUGGCAAAAACAACUUAUGCAUGUUUUAUUUGGCUGACCUGGUCCUGCAUUUGGAAUAAAGGAGUAUUUCAGUGAGUA